AUGGACCGUAUCAAACCGAGGGAGAACCAGUUCGAUACAGUCCCUGCUAGGAUUAGGAAUGAACCUAAAUAUAGGCCAUUUAGGGACUGUAUUUGUGCUAUUGAUGGUGCUCAUAUUCCAGCCGCUAUUCCCAAGGAUGAGAGAGGUCGGUUCAUAGGGAGGAAAGGAUUCACUACACAAAAUGUCAUGGCCGCAUGCGACUUUGACAUGUUGUACAUUUUUGUCUCGGUUGGUUGGGAGGGAUCUGCACAUGAUGCACGGGUAUUUCAGAAUGCAACUACCGACAAUUCGUUAAACUUUCCGCAUCCACCACCCGGAAAGUAUUAUCUAGUAGAUGCAGAAUAUCCUAACAGGAUUAGUUAUCUUGCCCCGUAUAGAGGUGAAAGAUAUCAUUCGUCUCAAUUUGAAAAUGGCCGUAGAGCAUCCGGACCUCAGGAGGUAUUCAACCAUGCACACUCAUCGCUUCGAAAUGUGAUAGAAAGAACUUUUGGGGUAACAAAGAAUAGGUGGCUGAUGCUAAGAAAUAUGCGUUCAUUCCCGUUCUCGAUUCAAGUUGAAAUUGUGAUAGCGUGCAUGGCGCUUCACAAUUUUAUUCGAUUAAGGGUGACAGAUGAUGAGGAGUUCACGGACAUAGAUGAAGAACCAAGUUGUUCAUAUGAAGAAGGUCCUAGUGACGUUGCUGCACCAGGGGAUUCGGAUUUACGUGACGACAAUACAAUGACGCAUGUUCGGGAUCUUAUUGCAAACAAACUUGUCUGUCAAAGGGAGCGUAAUUGA
This is a messenger RNA of Tripterygium wilfordii, 777 nucleotides long. Its product is annotated as putative nuclease HARBI1. The transcript has 2 exons. The record is from RefSeq and is a predicted model, not a curated record. The coding region runs from base 1 to 777 and encodes 258 amino acids. Lineage: Eukaryota; Viridiplantae; Streptophyta; Magnoliopsida; Celastrales; Celastraceae.